Molecule: messenger RNA, 735 nt
Organism: Striga asiatica
Lineage: Eukaryota; Viridiplantae; Streptophyta; Magnoliopsida; Lamiales; Orobanchaceae
Source: the annotation of a GenBank genome assembly
AUGAAGUCGAGGUUAGGGCUGGGGUCGUCGAGAUCAGGGUGGGGCUGGGGCCGCCAAGGUUGGGGUCGGGGCCGGGGCUGGGGCCACCGAGGAUACCCACUCGUCUGCCAUGGCGGAAAUCGCCUCUUUCAUGUUGAAUUCUUGCUCCGAUGUCCACCUAGAGCUUCAUUUUCGUCCAUGGCUUGGCUCAACCUUCAAAUAGACUUACCAAUUCUAAGGUAUGGAAAAUACUGCGGGGUGUUUUACACGGGUUGCCCCAAUGAAGAGCCCUGUGAUGCCCUCGACAAAUGCUGCAUGGAUCAUGAUAAUUGCAUAGGCAAAACGGGAAAUCAAUACCUGAGCCAGCUGUGUAAUGGAAAACUUUUAGAGUGUGUGGAGAGUUUCAGGAAAUCAGGUGCACCCUCUUUUGAAGGGAACACGUGUCAAGUGAAGGAUGUUGUCACAGUCAUCAGCAAUGCCAUGAGAGCUGCUGUAGUCACUGCAAAUUUUUUCGUAAUUAAACCUUAAGUAACGAAAUUAUAAUUAAAUAAAAAGUUGAUAAUAUAUAUGUUUUUAUUUCGUUUCCUCUUUUCGCCCCUCUUUAAUAGGCUAAAAAGCCUCAAAUGAAAAUGUAUUUGCCAAUUAUACCAUACUUAUGUACUAUUUGCAUCAAUUAUAUAUAAAUAUGUAAUAUGAAUUACUGCACGUCGUACUAUGGAGAAACUAAGGACCAAUUGUAGAGAAAAAAUAUGAGAA